This is a messenger RNA of Daldinia caldariorum, 3308 nucleotides long. Its product is annotated as leucyl-tRNA synthetase. The transcript has 2 exons. Gene Ontology annotation, biological process: mitochondrial translation; leucyl-tRNA aminoacylation. Gene Ontology annotation, molecular function: aminoacyl-tRNA deacylase activity; ATP binding; leucine-tRNA ligase activity. Gene Ontology annotation, cellular component: mitochondrion. The record is from RefSeq and is a predicted model, not a curated record. Lineage: Eukaryota; Fungi; Ascomycota; Sordariomycetes; Xylariales; Hypoxylaceae. Bases 86 to 3031 code for a protein of 981 amino acids.
AAUUCAUUGUAACUUUCAUUUACUCAGCGACUCUGAUUUUUUUCUUUUUUUUCUUCUUUAAGACAGCGGCCAUGAAAUCUACUCAAUGCAUUCCGUUAUAAGAAAUUUCGCUGGUCAGUCAAGACCGUACUUGAAGCUUAAGAGCGCCUGGUCUUCAAGUUCUGGAACGCCCAUUCUGCGCCGGCUCUAUGCUACAACGCAGCUUGACUUGCCUGCUUUAGACCGAAAAUGGCGCCGGGUCUCGAAGCGCAGCGAGCUCCCCGAAGAGGGUCGUCAGCUUCGUGGAGGAACAGGUAGUGUCGCUGCUCUAAAGAAUCAUGACUCUCAGUCCACCAAUAAUCACAUGUACAUACUUUCUAUGUUCCCUUAUCCUUCAGGCAACCUUCACCUCGGCCAUCUUCGAGUAUACACCAUAGCGGACGUGAUAGCACGCUUUUAUAGUUUACAGGGCCGUGACGUGCUUCUACCAAUGGGUUGGGACGCCUUUGGGUUACCUGCCGAAAAUGCGGCAAUUGAACGCGGCAUUGACCCUGCCGUUUGGACGAGGGACAACAUUGCUCGUAUGAAGGAGCAGCUUGAGUCGAUGAAUGCAAUUUUCGAUUGGUCGCGGGAAUUUGCAACAUGUGACCCGGAGUUCUACAAACACACCCAGAAAAUAUUUCUUCUCCUUCACAAGCACGGUUUAGUGAGUCAGCGGAAGGCAACGGUGAACUGGGAUCCUAUCGACAAGACCGUACUUGCGAAUGAGCAGGUCGAUUCGGAGGGGAGAUCAUGGAGAUCAGGCGCAAAGAUCGAGCAGCGCGAGCUUGAGCAGUGGUUCUUCCACAUAACCCAAUUCAAGGAGUCGCUCCUACGGGAUCUCAAGAAGCUUGGCGAGGAUGACGCCUGGCCUGAGAGGGUCUUGACAAUGCAAAAGAAUUGGCUCGGACGCACAGAAGGUGCCUAUUACGAAUUUCUCGCCAAUACCGCGGACAAAGGAAUCGAGUCUCGCAAGUUAAGGAUAUAUACGACAAGACCAGAAACUAUAUUUGCAGCUCAGUUCCUCGCUCUCUCUCCACACUCACUCCUGGUGCAACAGAUGGCCCAAGAAGAUCCGGCCCUUCGGGAGUUCGUCGAGCGCGUAAAGGAUCUUCCCCCUGAUACCACAGAAGGUUACGAGAUAUCGUACCUAAAAGCAACUAGUCCACUUUCUUCCCUCAAAGAUGUCCCAGAAGAAAACCUCAAGCCUCUUCCAGUAUACGUUACUCCUUACGUUAGAGGAGACUAUGAGACAGGUGCAAUUAUGGGAGUCCCAGCGCAUGACGCAAGAGAUUUCGCAUUUUGGAAAAGACACCGUCCUGACGAGCCUCUCAAGUAUGCUGUCUCACCUGAGCCUAGCGGGUCUAUCUCCUCUCUCAAAGACGGUCCUUACUUGGAGGCAGGAUUUUUGACUCCUAUUACCGGUUCUUACUGUACUAAGCCUUCUAGCGUUGCAGCGAAGGAUAUCGUCUCCCAGAUCAAAACCACGUCUAACCUUGCAGAAAGUAACACUAAGUGGAAGAUUAGAGACUGGUUGAUUAGCAGGCAGAGAUAUUGGGGGACUCCAAUACCUAUCAUCCAUUGCAACACAUGCGGUCCGCAGCCUGUUCCGGAAGAUCAACUCCCUGUUACCCUCCCUAAAGUUGAUCAUCACUGGGAAAGUGGCCGCCCUGGCAACCCGCUCGAGUCUGCUACUGAUUGGGUUAACACCUCGUGUCCAAAAUGCCACGGUCCAGCCAAGCGAGAUACAGACACGAUGGAUACAUUUGUGGAUUCUAGCUGGUACUACAUGAGGUUUGUAGACCCUAACAAUUUAGAGGCUCCUGUGUCCGAAGCUGCGGCGAAAAGCCAGCUCCCCGUGGACAUCUACAUUGGCGGGGUCGAGCACGCUAUUCUCCAUCUCCUCUACGCUAGAUUUGUAUAUAAAGCGGUUAUGAGUAUUUUAUACCCUGAAAUGGGUAAAGAAGAUGGGCAUCUUAGUUCGCCGUUAGACUUCUCUGGGGAACCUUUCAAGCGACUCAUCACUCAAGGCAUGGUGCAUGGAAAGACAUAUACAGACCCUGACAGUGGUCGCUUCUUGAAGCCAGACGAAGUAGAUUUGUCGGAUCCUUCUCGACCGAAAGUAGUAGCCUCAGGAAAAACGGGAACAGUGUCGUUUGAGAAGAUGUCCAAGUCCAAACACAACGGUGUAGACCCAACUUCUUUUAUCGCUAAAUAUGGGUCUGAUGCUACCAGGGCUCAUAUCCUCUUCCAAGCGCCCGUCGGAGAGAUUUUGAACUGGGACGAGGAUAAGAUUUCUGGUGUCACACGUUGGCUGCGCCGGCUGUAUGACUUUGUGCAAACCGUUACUAAGUCUGAGCCAAAGUCUCAUACUGGCUUUGAUGGAAAAGCUUAUUUCGGCCGUCCUGCGGAUGAAAUAAAGAAGAUGAACGAAAGGGAAUCAGCGCAAUGGGCAGCAGAUGUGGAGGUGUGGCGCGAGACGCAAAACACCAUCGCCUCUGUUACCAAUGCGUUAGAGAAAGUCUAUCCUUUAAAUACGAUGGUCUCGAGUCUGAUGGGCCUCACGAAUAUACUUGUUGAAAACAAGCUAGCUUCGGAUACGAUCAAGCGCGAAGCUACGCGGCAGCUUAUCCGGAUGAUGGCGCCCAUCACUCCUGCAUUCGCCGAGGAGUGCUGGAGCAUUCUUAUACCUAACAGCCGGAGCAUAUUCGCUAAAGGCGAGUGUAGCUGGCCCGUCCAAGAUGGGUCGCUGCAGUUCCUGGGAAGAAGUUACGUCUCUUGCGCCGUGCAAGUGAACGGUAAGCUACGGUGCGUGGUGGAUGUACCAUUGAAGCCAGUAGAGAUCGCAGAUGGCGGAGAUGAAUUCCGCAACUGGGUCACAGAAGAGAUUCUCAAGUCACCCGAAGCGCAGGCUAAACUAGUUGGCGACCUUGACAUCAGGAAAGCUACUAAGGUAUUCCCUGUGAGAGGGGGUGCGGUGGUCAAUUAUGUGAUUCCGAAGAAAAAGGAGUAGAUAAAAGGGGGCGUAGAUAUCUGAUUAGGUUGGCUAGACGUGUAAUAAAAAAAUAGAUGGAUGUACGAAGUAUGCAUGUAUAUAACAAUUGCUAGAGGUCUGGGAGCUCUAAAAUAACUCGAGACAUAGCCCAAAGUGGUUGUUAUCUUCCAACCUUGUAUGAGGAUUUAGAGGCAUAGAGGUACCUAACUUUAACUUAGGUACAGGUUCAAGUGAAUGAAAGUUCUCACUCAUGGACCACGUGACCAACUCAUAUACGUACUACCAGUUAUCAGCC